ACGAGAAAAAAGUCCAUUUUUCGCCUUGCUCGAGUAAUUCACCCAUUUUUUGUCGCCGCUAGUCCAAAUCCCGACUCGUCCGCCGCGAAAAACGUUUUUACCGUCGGCCUUUUUUUUUUUCGUUUUUGUUUUUGUUGUUUUUUUCCACCUCGGUUGAAAUCGGCGGAAUUUGCGAGUUCUUCGCCCGACUCAGCUUAUUCGUGCGCGUCCUACCGGACCGGCAUCGGCACCCGUAGAAUCCGUUCUUUUUUACGGUCGCCUUUUUCCAAACCUGUCGUUUCCUGUGUUAUUGCCCCUGCGUUCAAGUCACUGGCAUGUGUUUUGUUGUUCGUCAGUGUUGAAGCUCGGAUAAGCCGCGUCACGAAGAUCUCCAGGAUUUUAAUCGAGCUACUGGGAACGCACCGCUUCCUGAAUUCUUCAGAAAUCUAAGAUAAAAACGUCAAAAUCAAGAUGAAAAAUGGAAGGACUAUUCUGCUGGGUGGAAUCGUGGCGGCAAUAUCUUUCAUCACAAUCCAGGCGGCAAUACCUGAGUACAUCAAAUUAUGCCGCAAAGCAGACCCCCUCGUUGCAAAGUGCAUUAACAAUUCCAUAGAGGCUCUUCGUCAAAAAUUGGCCGUAGGAAUCGAUGAGUUGGAUGUUCCACCGAUAGAACCCUUGGUUAUUAAACAAAUCAAACUAAAAAGAGGGCCGCGAGGAGCCCGCAUAGAUGCCGUCAUGAGCAACAUUAAAGUUUGGGGUUGCAGCGAUUUCAGGAUUCUGGAAUUAGAAACUGAUUUAGUCAAAAAUAUAUAUGAUUUCAAAUUACACUUGCCGCACCUCAACUUCCUCGGAAAGUAUAGUAUGGACAUGAACAUAUUAUUCUUUAGGAUUAACGGUACUGGCGACAUGUAUGGCAACUUCACUGAUUACAGAGCAGUUGUCCGAAUGACCGGCAGUAAAGUAACAAGGGACGGAAACGUCUAUCUCAAGAUGGACAAGAUGAAAAUGAAACUGGAAUUUGGUGGUGCCAAAAUCAAACUUACGAAUCUCUUCAACGGUGACCCUAUAUUAGGAGCAACAGCUAACCAAGUCCUGAACGACAACUCGCGGCUCUUCCUGGAGGAAAUUCGACCGGCUUUAGAAGGAGCGUUGUCCGAUCUGUUCACGGAUAUUUCGAACAAAAUCACACUCAGGUUUACAUACGACGAACUCUUCCUGUAGCGACUCAAUCGUGAGCAGUGGGGAUUCUUGAAAGUUGACAACACUGUUUUUGCUCCAUUUAAACAUAUGUAAAACAAUCGAUUCUUUGUAUGAUGUUUGCCUCCCCUAAAAUCGAUAUUUUUGAUGGAUUUACAUGGAGGAGAAACAGAACCACCAACUAGCAAAAUCGCCACUGGUCGUGCAAGAAUCAGGACCUUCACACUGGACGUCCCGUGGCUGUGACUACAUUUUUAGCUGAAGUGAUUUGCGAUAUACCAAUGAGGAAUCUCAAUUUUUAGAAUUCUUGAGAAUUAAGGUCGAUUUACUUCAAACAAUUGAAUUUUUUCAUUUCCCGAAGAUGCUCAAAAAUAUCAUUCUUAUGAAUUCUUAUCAAUAAGAAUUAUUUUUGUGAUUUACUUAUUUCACCCCUGGGGUGUCUUGUAGCCCGCACGGGAGUGGUACGGACCGGGACACGAAAAAAAGAAUCGUUGCUUUCAAAAUACUCACUUUGGAACGUAAUUAAAUUCUGUUCUAGCAACAAACUUUUUGAAAAAGUGGAUUCCAAAUGUUCGAUUUUUUUUUUUUUUUUUUUUUUUUUUUUUGCACCGAUUUUUUUUAACGCUUUAACACGUUAUAUCGUAGACAACCUGAUCGAAAGAGAGGAAAAAUUGAACAAAAGCUAUCCAUUCUUAUGAAGAAUAAGCAAAAAAUUGUAUUUUAAUGAGCAUCAUGAUACUUCCUGUCGUUUUGAUCCACGGCCGUUUAUGACUUUUCCUUUCUAACUUUUGGAAAAUAUUUUCUAAAUGUAAAAAUUAAAAAUGUAUAAUUUCGAAAUAUGAGUGAAACAACUGACGCAUGUUGCGAUGGAUAUCAACAGGAAACCUCUGAAAAAUUUAACUUGGGCCGUCCAAGGAGGAGGCAAAUGUAUACGGACAUCAUUUUUAUACGAGGUGAGAGGUAUUCACUUAUGUUCACCACAGAUUUUAAAGUGCAAUAAUAAAUAAUAGUUUUAUUCGGACCUUGUAGUUCUUGCAAAUUGCACAAGCAGUUUCAGAAUAAUUGUAUCAAUGUAUUUGCAGCAAGUUUAUUGUACAAUUAAAUGCUACUUUUUUAAGUA
Bemisia tabaci is the source of this 2296-nucleotide messenger RNA. RefSeq names its product protein takeout. Gene Ontology annotation, biological process: multicellular organismal reproductive process. NCBI's taxonomy places the organism in Eukaryota, Metazoa, Arthropoda, Insecta, Hemiptera, Aleyrodidae. The record is from RefSeq and is a predicted model, not a curated record.